CAAAAGGGCAAGAAGAAGAUUGGUUAUGAAAACACGAGCCGCGUUAAAAUGUUGAGAAAAACACUUUGCAACUUGCCCCGCUUUAGUCAGCUAUGCGGCCUUCCGCGACGGCUUCAGAGCACACAGGCAGAGGCAGCGCCAGCAAUUACAACCACAGUAUCCGCGGAUGCCGAGCCCGAAGACAUUGCCGUGAUAGAGCAGCGGAUUCUGAAGCAUCCGGACUACUUCCAGGUGCACAACCUGUUCACCGUGCGAGACCUGUUCAAUGCACGCGUGCACUAUGGCCACAAAGAGGGAUCCCUGGACGACCGCAUGCGUCCGUACCUGUAUGGUAAUCGCCUGGGUCAUUUGAUCUUCGAUUUAGACAAGACAGCCGUGCAUUUGCGGGAUGCCCUUAACUUUGUGGCUCACAUAGCCUUCCGUGAUGGAAUCAUAUUGUUCUUCAAUCGCAACGCCCUCAAUGCCCACCUGGUCGAGCAAAAGGCCUUGGAGGCCGGCGAGUUCUCGCACACGCGCUUUUGGCGGGGCGGCAUCUUCACCAACGCCAAUGUGCAGUUCGAUGCGGUUACCCGCCUGCCAGAUCUCUGCAUUUUCCUGAAUACCCAAAACAAUGUGAUGUCCCAGCACACGGCAGUGAGGGAUGCGGCCAAGAUGGCCAUACCCACAGUCGGCAUUGUGGACAGCAAUUGCAAUCCAAAUCUGAUCACCUAUCCGGUGCCCGGCAACGACGAUUCCCCAGCCGCCGUGGAGCUCUACUGCAAUCUCUUCAAGGAGGCCAUCCUGAGGGGAAAACGCAAGCGUCGCGAGCUCCUGGGCCUUCCUCCCUUGGACGAAACCCAGCCGAGGCGCAGUCGCAAUAAAAAUACCACAACCAAGAGCAAUUAGUUUUAGGAUGAGAUUUUGUUACAUUUAUCUGAAUACAAAUACUGCUGCUGUCGGGGCAGUGACCCGUGUA
Messenger RNA from Drosophila persimilis, 955 nucleotides. It is a transcript of the gene mRpS2, whose product is annotated as 28S ribosomal protein S2, mitochondrial. Gene Ontology annotation, cellular component: ribosome; mitochondrial small ribosomal subunit. Gene Ontology annotation, molecular function: structural constituent of ribosome. Gene Ontology annotation, biological process: translation. The transcript is spliced from 2 exons. The record is from RefSeq and is a predicted model, not a curated record. NCBI's taxonomy places the organism in Eukaryota, Metazoa, Arthropoda, Insecta, Diptera, Drosophilidae. Bases 49 to 885 code for a protein of 278 amino acids.